Messenger RNA from Adineta ricciae, 459 nucleotides. The record is from the annotation of a GenBank genome assembly. NCBI's taxonomy places the organism in Eukaryota, Metazoa, Rotifera, Eurotatoria, Adinetida, Adinetidae.
AUGGCUGCAGCUGUCACAUCUUCAGAAGAUGAAACGCAAUCGAAGUCACCAACGAUUUCAUUUAUUAAUUCACAGAAAGGAAAACAAUUGCUAAUAGCAAAUGAAUACAUUUUCAAAUUAAAUAAAACAACAACUACUACAAAAUAUUGGAAAUGUGUAGUUAAUAGUUGCUCUGCUAAAAUUCAUACAGAUGUGAAUGGUCAUUUAGUUAAAAUAAAUGAUGAGCAUAGUCAUCCUUCAGAAAAAGAAACUAUUGAAGUUCGUGAAUUUCGUGAGAAAGUUAAACAACGAGCAGUAAAUGAAACAACACCUAUGUUAGUAUUAACGUACGCAAUAAAACAUACUUCUCUUAAGUCAGAAUUCUAAAAUACUCUUUUCGAUCAUUUUCCACAACAAUAUAUUUUGUUCGACAUUUUUCCCCAUCGAUUUUUCGACGUUUUACCUUUCGACCUUUGGACG